Molecule: messenger RNA, 1203 nt
Organism: Cucurbita maxima (winter squash)
Lineage: Eukaryota; Viridiplantae; Streptophyta; Magnoliopsida; Cucurbitales; Cucurbitaceae
Product: metalloendoproteinase 2-MMP-like
Exons: 2
Coding region: 46-999 (317 amino acids)
Biological process (GO): extracellular matrix organization; proteolysis; collagen catabolic process
Cellular component (GO): extracellular matrix
Molecular function (GO): zinc ion binding; metalloendopeptidase activity
Source: RefSeq, a predicted model, not a curated record
UUUUCUUCAGCCACCACCAAACACUACUUUGAAGAGAAGUGAGAUAUGGCAUUGGAAGGAUUAUCAUUCUUCACUUUCACUCUUCUCCUUCUGACCCUCUUCCCUUUAACAUCAUCUUCUCCACCAAACUCUGUGCAUUCCCACACAAAACAGCCAUCACAAUUGAUGUUUCUGAAUCGCCUUCAUGGAUCCCAGAAAGGCGACAAACUGGAAGGCAUCCAUCAGCUGAAGAAAUACCUUCGACAUUUCGGCUACUUGAACGAUGUUCAAAUUCAUUCCGAAACAAUCGACGAUGACUUCGAUGAAUCGUUAGAGUCGGCCGUUAAAACAUAUCAAAAGAAUUUCAAUCUCAAAGUCACCGGAGCUCUAGAUGCCGUGACACUAGCUCAAAUGUCGAAGCCUCGAUGCGGGGUUGCAGAUAUCAUCCAUGGCAAUACUUGGAUGAGAUCAAGCAAGAAAAGAUAUCAACCUGGACAUGGAAGAGGCCUUUUUCAUACAGUUUCUAAAUUUGCAUUUUUUGAAGGAAACCCUAAAUGGCCUGCUUCAAAAUCUCAUCUCACUUAUGGGUUCCUCCCUGAAACUCCACCGGAAACGGCAAGUCCGAUCGCUCGAGCUUUUGCGACAUGGGCGGCCAACUCUCACUUCACCUUCUCACAAGCUUUGAGCAACCAAACUGCUGACAUCAAAAUAGGGUUUGAAACUGGAGAUCAUGGAGAUGGCUAUCCAUUCGACGGCGUUGGAGGAGUGAUAGCCCAUGCGUUUUCGCCACCGGAUGGUCGGUUUCAUCUCGAUGCAGACGAGUCUUGGGCGGCCGGUGUGGUUUCGGGUUCGUUCGAUUUGGAGACGGUGGCAUUGCAUGAGAUCGGACAUCUUCUUGGGCUUCAACACAGCUCCAUUGAAGGGGCUAUCAUGUGGCCAUCAGUCCCGGAAGGAGAUUCCAAGGGUUUGCAUGCCGAUGAUAUUGCAGGCAUUAAAGCUUUAUAUAACAACACUCUUUGAAGUAUGGGUUACGAGAAGCUUAUAAGUAAUAAAUACUAUAUUCUUUGUUCGUGGGCCGCAGAGAAUGAGUCGAGAUUCGAUUAAGGGAAGACUAUCCAAGAUCUCUAUGGACCGAACUGUCUCACGGCGUUCAUAGCCUAGCAAAAUUUUUAGGAAAAGCUCUAUGAUGUAUUUUGUUCGAAUUCAAAAAUUUAAUGAUUAAUU